Molecule: messenger RNA, 621 nt
Organism: Alternaria triticimaculans
Lineage: Eukaryota; Fungi; Ascomycota; Dothideomycetes; Pleosporales; Pleosporaceae
Exons: 1
Coding region: 1-621 (206 amino acids)
Source: RefSeq, a predicted model, not a curated record
AUGGCCUCAGAAAUACGCGAAGGAGUGCAGAUUGACGGCAAAGACUUUUGCUGCACCUUCAUGGCAUACUCUGAGAACUUGCUUGAGGCUAAACGUACUCCCGAUCCGGACCAAGUGGCAGACCAGCCUUGCAAGCAUUGCGUUAGGCAGCAUCCGUAUCUCCUGGAGGAAGCAAGAAAGGAACGCCGGUGGCUCAGAAAGCUCCGGAGCGACCCCACCAACAACCCAAGUCUCGACGAUCAGUUCGAAAAGCUGAAAGAUGAGUUGCCGAAGCCCCCGGCUGGGCAGUACGAAUGUUACUUCCGUAACAUCGAUGAAAAUAAAAAGCUCGACCACGAUUACAGCUGGUUCAGUGACAUGCUCGAAGCAAGAGGAAUGCACAAUAGAAACCAGGAUAUACGCUGGCCUUACAUUAUUCUCUGCGAAACAGUAGAGAACCCGUCGGCGCUCUGCGAAGACUGUGUCGAAGUCAUGCAUGAUCAACGGUACGUAAAGGUCAAGGAAUUCAUUGAGGAGAAGGGAUCAAAACAGCAGAAGAAGCUGUUUACGGAUAAUGGAGUACUCACUCAUACGUGUAUGUUGCGAGACAUACCACAGGAGAAAGAUUUGGUUGGUUUGUAG